This is a messenger RNA of Necator americanus (New World hookworm), 717 nucleotides long. RefSeq lists its product as uncharacterized. The record is from RefSeq and is a predicted model, not a curated record. Lineage: Eukaryota; Metazoa; Nematoda; Chromadorea; Rhabditida; Ancylostomatidae. The transcript has a single exon. Bases 1 to 717 code for a protein of 238 amino acids.
AUGGCAGGUCUGAAAGACGAUGAAUGCAGAAGAAAAUUCCGCCAACGUGUGCCUAUUCAUGUUGGAGUACGGACUAGGAAGAAGCUUAGCAAUGCGGAUUCCUUCACAAAGUGCAUCCAGGACGCUGCAAGGGAAACGCUCUCGGUUCUAUUGCCGCGGAAGAAGUUUGCCUCUGCAUCUGUGGGAACAAAAUCCACAUACAAUUCUGUAUGUGCCGCGCGCAGCGCUGGUGACUUAAACCAGGAAAAGCGUCUUAGAAGGAAGCUGCGCCGUCAACUGCAACAAGACCGCGAUAAUGAAUGGACGUCAAGAGCGAUGGAGUUUGAGAAGGCGUGGGAGGACAGGAACCCGCAGAAAGCCUAUGCUCUACUAAAACAGUAUAGCGGCAAAAUGAAAAGAUGUUCCCCUGUGCUGAACACUGCCAAUGGAGUAGCUAUCGGUGAAGCAACCCUUCCAAUUUGGAAAGAACACUUCAAGACCUUGCUGAACCGGCUAGCACCGUCACCUCCUGAACUCGAACACGUUCAUAGACCGACAUACGCGGUUAACGAGGAGCCACCGACCGUGUCGGAGGUCCUGGUCUGUAUUCAAAAAAUGAAGAAUGGAAAAUCUGGCGGAGACGACGGGAUUAGCGCAGAAAUGCUAAAAUAUCUUCCUCCGUCUGGGAUUCGUGAGAUGACAAAUAUCAUCCGUUCAAAUAGACGAAAGGAUACCUGA